Messenger RNA from Aureobasidium uvarum, 663 nucleotides. Lineage: Eukaryota; Fungi; Ascomycota; Dothideomycetes; Dothideales; Saccotheciaceae. The record is from the annotation of a GenBank genome assembly.
AUGAACUCCUUCAAGACUGCCGCCAUCUUCUCUUUCCUCGCCGCUUCUCAGGCCCUGGCUCUUCCUGCCUACCAGUGUAACCCUGCACACCAGUACCCUGAAGGUGUCAAGUGUGUCUCGACCAACGGUGGCUUGAGCCUUGUCACGCCCACUCCUCAAGCCACUUAUGCUUGCAACCCUGCACACCAAUACCCUGAAGGUGUCAAGUGUGUGUCUACCAACGGUGGAUUGAGCCUCGUCACUCCCACUCCUUCUGCAAAGCAAACUUAUGCCUGCAACCCUGCACACAGCUACCCUGCCGGCGCCGUGUGCACUGAGGUUGCUGGUUCAUUGACCCUCGUCACUGCUUCUCCGUCUGCAACGAGCUAUGCCUGCAACCCUGCUCACCAAUACCCUGAGGGUGUCAAGUGUGUGUCUACCAACGGUGGAUUGAGCUUGGUUACUCCUACUCCCCAGGUUACUUAUGCUUGUAACCCUGCUCAUCAAUAUCCGGAGGGCGUCAAGUGUGUUUCCACCAAUGGAGCUCUUUCUCUCGUCACACCCGCUCCUCAGACUACCUAUGCCUGCAACCCUGCUCACAGCUACCCUAACGGAGCAAAGUGUGUUUCUACCAACGGCGCUUUGAGCCUCGUUACUCCUGCUCCUGCUCCCACUACUUACUAA